Molecule: messenger RNA, 1068 nt
Organism: Galendromus occidentalis (western predatory mite)
Lineage: Eukaryota; Metazoa; Arthropoda; Arachnida; Mesostigmata; Phytoseiidae
Exons: 9
Coding region: 1-1068 (355 amino acids)
Source: RefSeq, a predicted model, not a curated record
AUGUUGAGUCUAGCCGCCGUUGUGCUCCUUCUGUCCGUCAGUGAUUUCAGCUCUGUGAGUGCACAAUCUAGCAGACCGCAGCUGGGAUACUUCACUUUCCUCCGGUACCGCAACCAGGAAUGCGAGGGCAAACUCGGUCAGAACGGAACUUGUGUGACGCAGGCGGACUGCGAUGCCAAACAAGGAACUGAUGUCGGCUCGUGUGCCGAAGGUUACGGAGUUUGCUGCAGAGUCUCCUUCACUUGCAAAAUGACGAACAAGAAGAACGAAACCGAAUUUUUGAAUCCAUCACAUCCCGCGGGAGAAACAGGAACGUCGACGUGCGAUGUCACCCUGGAGAAAACUCCGGACAUUUGUCAGAUUCGUCUCGACUUUAUCGAAUUCUCUCUCGCUCAACCCGACGAGAAGGGGGUUUGUUCGAGAGACGCCUUCAUGGUGCGGAACACUGUCGGAGAGAAAUUGCCCAUUCUCUGUGGAGAGAACAGCGGACAACACGUUUAUGUUGACGUUGGACGUCAAUCUGGGAAUCCCGUGGUCCUCAGUGUCGUGUCGACCGGGGCCUUGAGCCACAGCAGGAAGUGGCGGAUCAAGGUUUCGAUGAUCCCUUGCGGGAGCCUGGACAUCGUUCCGCCCGGCUGUCUUCAGUACUUCCGUUCGCCGUCAUCGAUUGUUCGCUCUUUCAAUUUCGGAAAGUCGACCGGAACCUCGGUGCGAUAUUUCAGCAGCACUCGCUACUCUAUUUGCCUUAGGGUCGAGGAGAACUUCUGCUCUAUCAAAUGGGAAACUGAGACCAAUAACUCGUUCAGCUUCGGAAGACCUUACGACAGCGGAACUUCUGGCGCCGAUUGCGAGGACGAUUUCGUCACCAUAGAUCAAGGUUCCACUUACGGCAUGGGACCAGGAGAAGAUCGUUUCUGCGGGAAUCGACUCCACGAGAAGAACGUCCUCAUUUCCCACAGUAAGCCGUUCAUUAUGCGUGUGACAUCGAAUUCGGACGCCCUCGGAAACUCGAUGGAAGGUCAGGCCGGAUUUUCGCUACGCUAUACUCAGCUGCCCUGCGUGGACUGA